UUCCUCCUUUUUAUGCUGUCUUUCUCUUUUGCCAUCUUUUCCUUUUUCUCUCGCUCUCACAGACACAAACACACACAACAGACAGACAAAUUAACCAACAUUUUCUCAGCUUCUGGCAUGAGCUCAUAUGUUCAUGGGAUUUUCAUGCGGGGAGGAUCAUUUUGACGAAAAAGAGAGCGAGUUUCCCUUGAUAGAUGAGACCAGUGCAACACAAGAACAAAACAGUAUCAUCAUGGAAGUGCAUCAUCAUCUUCAAGGGGUUGCUGAUAAAAGCACUGAUUUCUGCCCAGUUGAACACCCUAUGGAGCCACCAGAUGAAGAUCGUCCCGUGAAAUGCCCAAUGCCCGAGUCUUCAGUUAUCAAUGAUGAAAGGAUGCAUGAAAAGAGGUUUGCAGAAAGCUCAAAGAAAAGAAUAGAGACAACCAGGGUCGUGGUGAAUGGAGAAAGAACGACCACCAUGGACGCAGAGCCUCCAGCUCGAGGAGUAAGAAAGCGGCAUCACACCCUCACACACGAAGGAGGAGACCUUGUGAUGACUCCAUUAAUGAGAAUGCCACCUCUUCCUCCCCUACCAUCCCAAAAUAUCACCAUCUUUCAGGUGCUUCAGCAGUUGGACAAGUUUGAGUCUUAACAGAGAAAUAAAUUCCAUCACAACAUUCCAUGUACGUAACGAGGGAUGCAUUCUGGUUAUAAGCUGAGUAAGCUUCAAUAGAGCAACAAAAAAAAAACAUUGGAGCAGCAAGACCCCAAGUACUACUCAUCAUGUGUGGGUCGUUAAAAAAUGUACCUCAUGUUUUCUACUUAUUCCAGAUAUUUUUAUACUUCGGUGUUUGCAAAUGUGCAUAUUAUACAAUUCAUCGUGCAGAGGCAUGUUGGAUAAAUACUUAUGGUGUUAAGGUAAAAUUUUUGGAGAAAUGCUAGCAAAUUUUAAUGAAUGAAA
Messenger RNA from Glycine soja, 940 nucleotides. RefSeq lists its product as uncharacterized. The transcript has 3 exons. The coding region runs from base 128 to 631 and encodes 167 amino acids. The record is from RefSeq and is a predicted model, not a curated record. Lineage: Eukaryota; Viridiplantae; Streptophyta; Magnoliopsida; Fabales; Fabaceae.